Messenger RNA from Musa acuminata subsp. malaccensis (wild Malaysian banana), 1714 nucleotides. Its product is annotated as AP2/ERF and B3 domain-containing transcription factor RAV1-like. Gene Ontology annotation, molecular function: DNA-binding transcription factor activity; DNA binding. Gene Ontology annotation, biological process: regulation of DNA-templated transcription. The record is from RefSeq and is a predicted model, not a curated record. NCBI's taxonomy places the organism in Eukaryota, Viridiplantae, Streptophyta, Magnoliopsida, Zingiberales, Musaceae.
UUAUGUCUUUCUUUCUCAUCUCUUUCCUUACCUCCCAAGCUUUCGACUAUCACAUCAAGCUCAAACGUCCUAUGGAGACUAGCGGCUCGGAGCAGGUUUGCAGCGAGACCGAGAAGCAGUCUCCUCCGCCACGGCCAUCUCCGGGGGGCUUGCUGCGUCUCGGCAGUGGCACGAGCGUCGUCCUCGAUCCCGAGGUCAUACUCGAGGCCAAGCUACGGAAGCUGCCGUCUUCCCAGUACAAAGGCGUCGUGCCACAGCCCAACGGCCGGUGGGGGGCGCAGAUCUACGAGAAACACCAGCGGGUCUGGCUGGGAACCUUCAACGAGGAAGACGAGGCCGCGCGGGCGUACGACGUGGCGGUGCAGCGGUUCCGCGGGCGCGACGCGGUCACCAACCUCAAGCCGCUCGUCGUGACCGACGGCAACGAUGCGGCGGAACUCCUGUUCUUGAACUCGCGCUCCAAGGCCGAGAUCGUCGAUAUGCUACGUAAGCACACCUACUACGAUGAGCUGCAGCAAAGUAGAAGGAACUCCGGCGCCGACAGGAGUAAGCCUUGCCCUUCCCACGAAGAGACAUUCGGUCGAGUGUACAGGGAGCAUCUCUUCGACAAGGCCGUGACUCCCAGCGACGUCGGGAAGCUGAACAGAUUGGUGAUACCGAAGCAGCACGCCGAGAAGCACUUCCCGCUGCAGCAGACCAGCGAUGCCGCCUGCAAGGGGUUGCUGCUGAACUUCGAGGACGCCUGCGGGAAGGUGUGGCGGUUUCGGUACUCCUACUGGAACAGCAGCCAGAGCUACGUGCUAACCAAGGGCUGGAGCAGGUUUGUGAAGGAGAAGGAGCUCAGAGCUGGCGACGUCAUCACCUUUCAGCGGUCGACCGGCCCCGAGAAUCAGCUCUUCAUCGGUUGCAGGAGACGAUCCGUCGGCAGAUACGCUGCCGCAGGGGUUCACGCGCCCACCACUCCCGUCGAGGCGGUGAGGCUCUUCGGAGUAAACAUAGUUAAGAUUCCGGUGGCCGUCAGCGGCGGUGUGAUGGACGGGGACGGUAUCGGUUGGAAUGGGAAGAGGAGCAGGGACAUGGGUUUGAUCUCAUCAAGGGAGCUGUUCAAGAGGCAAAGCACACAAGCUUUGUAGUGUUGGCUCUUUGAUUUCCAAUCCGUCGUGCAAUAUGUCCGAUUACUAUGAAGAGUUAGAAUCUUUGGUGAAAGGAUUGGAAACAUCAGCUGCAAGGAAAGAAAAAGGAACAAUAAAAAGAAGGCGUUGCUUCAAUGUUGUCGACCACAUAUAAUUGCGUUUCUAUCCAUCUUAAUCGAUCGAUGCAUCUCAUCUUUGUUUUGCUUCCCAAAGAUCAUUGUGUUCAGCAGACGAGUCAUGCUAAUGCCCUGCCAGAGUAUGAAGGUAAACCCGCACGAUGCAAGCAUGGGAAACGGGGACAUGGUAUUAUUCUCUGCAACAAAAGAGGAGGACAAUCUCUUAAAUAUGUUUCAUGUUGUACAUGCACGAGGAAAGAGGUGCUGCAUUUGAUAGUGUCUCACGGACGAGUCAACUCUGGCAUCAUCCAUGAAGGAUCUGAGCACGAAAUAAAGAGAAGGAAAUGGCAUCUCGGAGGAUAUGUUCUAUGAAUGUGUUCAUGUUGAUGUCCGAUGGUAAUCUCCAUAUGUAUUCUUAAUUACAAGAUAAAGGCGAAGAAGUUUUGCGUUGGUGCAAGUCAUCUA